Messenger RNA from Nerophis lumbriciformis (worm pipefish), 5536 nucleotides. RefSeq names its product par-3 family cell polarity regulator alpha, b (gene pard3ab). Gene Ontology annotation, biological process: establishment or maintenance of epithelial cell apical/basal polarity; intracellular protein localization; establishment of cell polarity. NCBI's taxonomy places the organism in Eukaryota, Metazoa, Chordata, Actinopteri, Syngnathiformes, Syngnathidae. Gene Ontology annotation, cellular component: adherens junction; apical junction complex; apical plasma membrane. Gene Ontology annotation, molecular function: phosphatidylinositol binding; protein binding. The record is from RefSeq and is a predicted model, not a curated record.
AGUCUCCGGGAGCGCGCCUGAGCAAGUAAAGCGGCAGAGAAGCUAAACAGGUGGUCAGCUAACAAUGUCGUCCUGCGGGGGGAGGCGGAAAGACGCCCCGACUGUGGAAUAGCGGGAAUCGAACCCCCCGCCAUCGCUCGCCGCACACCCUCAUGCUUCUUGUGGCCCGCUGGUGGGCUCUUCGCGGUCUUCGCUGCGCCUGUGGACUCGCUACAGUGGACGGGGCAGUCGGACGAGCGCGCCAUGAAAGUCACGGUGUGUUUUGGCCGGACGCGCGUGGUCGUGCCGUGCGGGGACGGCAGCAUCCGAGUGCGCGCGCUCGUGCAGCAGGCUGUCAUGAGGUACAAGAAGGCCAUCGCCAAGGAUGCGAGCUACUGGCUACAGGUGCACCGCUUGGAGCACGGCGACGGCGGCAUCCUGGACCUCGAUGACGUGCUCUGCGACGUGGCUGACGACAAGGACCGGUUGAUCGCCAUCUAUGAUGAACAGGAGCCCCACCAUGGCGGCGAUGGCACCAGCGCCAGCUCCACUGGCACGCAGAGCCCUGACUUGUUCGCCGUCGACCUCAGCGCCGGCAGUGGAGCGUCGGCCUUCCAGCCCUACCAGGCAGCCAGCGAGAUUGAAGUCACGCCAUCCGCCCUGCGCACCAACAUGCCCCUGCACGUACGUCGCAGCAGCGACCCAGCCUUGUUGAGAAUCAACGAGCCGUUCACCGGCAGUGAGUCGCUGGUCCAAGCACAAGAGCCUCCGUCGAGGAAGAACCCGACACGAUGGUCCACCACUGCUGGUUUCUUAAAAGCUCGCCACUCGUCAGGCUCCAGUAGCCUGGAGAGGAAGGCUAAAGCUUUGGACUCGUACCGCAGUCUGCCACGCGAUGCUAGCGCUUGGGCCAAUCAGAGAGAUUUCCACAGGGAAACGGCCCGUUCGUCUCUCAGCACCAAUCACCCUAUGGUGGAUCGCUGGCUGGAGAGACAAGAGCAGGAGGAAGAAACGAGAGAGCAGCAGGAAAAUGGACGUAUCGAGCCGGCGGGCCGCGCCGACUCCUGCAUGGAGCACACCGCCAUCAGGUCUCUAGAAGACAUAGUCAAAGUGGUGGAGGUGACAAACGAUGGCGGGCCCCUGGGAAUCCACGUGGUGCCUUUCAGUGGCAGGGACCGCAGGACUCUUGGCUUGUUGGUCAAGCGUCUGGAGCAUGGAGGCAAGGCCCAGCAGCAAGUCCUUUUCCAAGAGAGCGACUGUAUCGUCAGAAUCAAUAAUGGAGACCUGAGAAACAUCCGCUUUGAACAAGCCCAGAACAUGUUCCGUCAGGCCAUGCGCUCGCCGGUCAUCAUGUUCCACGUGGUUCCUUCGUCCAUGAAGGCCCAUUACGAGCAUCUGUCCCACGCCGAGAGGAACCCCGCGUAUUCCUCGGGCCGCUUCAGUCCAGACUCCAUAUCCGGUGGCAUGGAUCACGCCGCCCCUCACAGGAUGUCCCGACACGGCUCCCAAACAAACCCACACUCUCAUCCUCAUCCGGACCAGACCGAUGGCUACCCGCCCUCAAAUCACCCGACCGUUUUUGCCGCCAAGCCUCCCACUGGUCAGAUCCACUCACCUCAGAGGAACUCCACGCCGACCCCUAGUGGAUACAGCAAAAAACUGGGGAGGAGGCUUAACAUUCUGCUGAAUAAAGGACCGGAAGGACUCGGCUUUAGCAUCACUUCACGGGACGUCCCCAUCGGCGGCUCGGCGCCCAUCUACGUGAAGAACAUUUUACCACGGGGAGCUGCGAUCCAAGAUGGGCGCCUCAAGGCUGGGGACAGGUUACUGGAGGUGAAUGGAGUGGACUUGAAUGGGCGGACCCAGGAGGAGGUGGUGUCAAUCCUCAGGGCCACGCCCAUGGGGGGCUCAGUGGGGAUGCUGGUCCUUCGCCAGGAAGAUACGUUCCUCCUUCGAGAAGUGGCGGACGAGGCCCAGACGCAGAUGCAAAGCCCCGGAGAUUUGAAGACGGAAGAAGACGAGUUGGUGCUGACUCCGGAUGGCAGCAGGGAGAUCCUGACCUUCGAGAUCCCUCUCAGCGACUCGGGCUCGGCGGGUUUGGGCGUCAGCGUGAAGGGCAAUCGCUCCAAGGAGAACCACGCCGACCUCGGCAUCUUCAUCAAGUCCAUCAUUAACGGAGGGGCGGCCUGCAAGGACGGGCGGCUGCGGGUCAACGACCAGCUGAUUGCCGUCAACGGGGAGUCGCUCUUGGCCAAAACCAACCAGGACGCAAUGGAGACGCUGAGGAAGUCCAUGUCCACGGAAGGCAACAAGCGCGGAAUGAUCCAGCUCAUUGUGGCUCGCCGAAUCAGCAAAAGAAGCGAGGAGGCACCAGGCGGGCCGCUGGUACCUCAGCAGAUCACUAACACGUCUAUGGACGAACAUGAACGCCGCAUCUCCCACUCCCUCUACGGCGCUCUGGAAGACCUAGAUGACAACUUGAUGCCUCGACAAGGCAUGAUGCCGCGCACAGUAGGUAACUACCAGCUGUCACCGACGGUCAACAUGCCACAGGAUGACACCAUCAUCAUCGAAGAUGACCGGCCGCCGCUACUUCCGCCACAUCUGUCCGACCAGUCGUCUUCCAGCUCCCACGACGAUGUUGGCUUUAACGCUGAUGCGACACUGCCGUGGGCCAAAGAUCUUCCCGCUCCCAAUGAAAGCUCCCAGAUCCCUGAUGGGAGCAAUGCUGACGCCGCCUUCCUGCGCGAAGGUUUCGGACGCCAGAGCAUGUCGGAGAAGCGGACCAAGCAGUUUGGGGACGCGUCCCAGCUAGAGAUCAUCAAGACGCGCAAGUCCAAGAGCAUGGACCUAGUCGCCGACGAGAUUAACCUCAGCCCUCGUCCUGACCCCAGCACAGGUUCCUCCACGAAGGACCUGGGUCCAUCUCUGGGCUUAAAGAAGUCCAGUUCUCUCGAGAGCCUCCAGACGGCCGUGGCCGAGGUCACCCUCAACGGGGAUCUUCCCUUCCACAGGCCUCGCCCUCGCAUCAUCAGGGGGCGGGGCUGCAACGAGAGCUUCAGGGCGGCCAUCGACAAGUCGUACGACCGGCCGGCACCCGCCGAGGAGGACGACGAGGGCAUGGAGACAUUGGAAGAAGACACGGAGGAGAGCUCACGCUCAGGUCGAGACUCUGUGUCGACGGUGGCCGACCAGACGCCGCCGUUGGUGCCGGAGAAGCCUUUGGUCAACGGGACCAGCCAACCCAAAGAGGAGAGGAAAAAGGACAAAGGUGGCAAGGAGAAAAAGAAGGGGGAGACAGCGAGGGACAAAGACAAAGACAAGGGCAAAGCAAAGAAGGGAAUGCUGAAAGGACUAGGGGACAUGUUCAGGUUUGGAAAGCACCGCAAAGAUGAGCGUCCGGGAGACAGGAUGGACCGUAAAGGGUCCAACAAGUGGCGGUCAGAGGAGACGCACGUUUCCGACGAAGAGACGCUGAAGAUGAGGAUGGAGCAGGAGAGGAUCCAGGCCAAGACCCGUGAGCUAAGGGAGCGGCAGGCUCGGGAACGGGAUUACGCCGAGAUUCUAGACGUGAGCCGCUCGCCAGAGAGGUCUUCCGAGGAGGAGCACCCGUACGCCGGCAUCAGCCCACUUAACGACGGGCACAGCCGCCCCCAAACCCCCCGCGACAACUACCCUCGCGUCCAUCACCAGCACCAGCACUCGGACUCCCUGUACACCCAAGUCAGCAAGGCCCGCAUGGAGCGCCCCCCUUCUGCGGACAGUAACCGGCUCGCCCCGAGCAACCACGACCGAAUACAGAGGCUGAGGCAGGAGUUCCAGCAGGCGCAGACCGUUCCGGACGACGCGGACGACAGGCGCCGCACGUUCAGCUUCGAGCAGCCUUGGUCGAACGUGAGCGGUCAGAACGGUCAGAGUCAGCCCGGCCGUCACUCGGUGUCCGUGGAGGUCCAGAUGCAGCGUCAAAGACAAGAAGACUCGUUCGCUCAGGCUCAGCGUCAGUACAGCUCACUGCCACGGCAGCCCAGGAAGAAUCCUAGCUCCAUCUCUCAGGACUCCUGGGAGAAGGCGUAUCCUCCAGGCGAGAGCUUCCAGACGGCCAAGGACAAUCCCAGGUACUCCAGCUAUCAAGGAUCCAGGAAUGGCUUCCCGAGCGGCGGAGUCGGCGGCGUGGUGAACGCCAGAGUCCUCCUGGAAGCUCAGGAGCUGCUGAGGCAGGAGCAGCGGCGCAGAGACCAGGAGGCAAAAGAAAAGCUAGCCCAGGAGAGCGCGGCUAACUACGAGGCGUUUGGCAAGGACCCCGCCUCCCCUAAGGGGCCGUACCGCCACGAUGUGCCGCCUUCGCCCUCGCAGCUGGCCAGACUCAACAGGUUGGGCUCGGAGAAAGGAAGACUUUUUUAUUCCUGAGGACGUCGCCCGGCAUUUCUUCAAAGUCUGCGGACGGCAUUUUUCUUCUCUGACAAUCGCUUGAGUGACACGGUGGCGUCUCCGGUGUGACAAAGUCGCACACUUUCUGUUGCCAUGAAGGUUUAUAUAUUUUGUUUUACGCUGUCAUACUAAUAGAAACACAGCCUGCGUAUCAACUUCCUGUUCCUCCUUUCAAAAUAAGUGCCCCCUCUUCAGAGAAAAGUAUGUUGCUAAUGAAAUGAAACAAGCACCUCCCCCUUCAUGAAUACUUCAUGGAGUGUUGUCUCAGUGGAUGAAACGACACUGAUCGGCUGCCUGACAACUCCCCAAACCCCCCCUGCUCCACUCUGAGCUCGACUCGCUGGCCUGCAGCUCUGAGCUCCUGCUUGUUGUGUUCAUUAGCGACCUACUGGCUUCCUACCCCCUCUCGCUGAAUUUUUCAUGGCGAGCCACCUGCCGCCUGCCCUACAACCAGAAGACGAAAUGACAAACGUUUACUCCAAAGUCUCUUUUUUGAAUUCCCUUUUUACAAAGAUCCCUCACUUUUUUUUUUAAACGUCUUUGUAAACGUAAAAACGCAGUAAAUCUACCCUACAAGGUGCCUGUUAGCAUGCUAGCUAGCUCAUUAGCAUCAUUGCGACAAAUGCUAAACAUCCAUCCAUCCAUCCAUCCAUCUUCUUCUGCUUAUCCGAGGUACGGUCGCGGGCAGAAGCCCUGACUUCACUCUCCCCAGUCACUUGGUCCAGCUCCUCCCGGGGGAUCCCGAGGCGUUCCCAGGCCAGCCGGGAGACAUAGUCUUCCCAACGUGUACUGGGUCUUUCCCGUGGCCUCCUACCGGUUGGACGUGACCUAAACACCUCCCUAGAGAGGCAUUCGGGUGACAUCCUGACCAGAUGCCCGAACCACCUCAUCUGGCUCUUCUCGAUGUGGAGGAGCAGCGGCUUUACUUUGAGCUCCCUCCAGAUGGCAUAGCUUCUCACCCUAUCUCUAAGGGAGAGACCCGCCACCCGGCGGAGGAAACUCAUUUCGGCCGCUUGUACCCGUGAUCUUGUCCUUUCGGUCAUAACCCAAAACUCAUGACCAUAGGUGAGGACGGGAAUGAAAGUGUCUUGGGUCUUCCCCGUGGCCUCCUACCAGUCUGAUGUGUCCU